Olea europaea var. sylvestris is the source of this 1914-nucleotide messenger RNA. RefSeq names its product protein ABHD17C-like. NCBI's taxonomy places the organism in Eukaryota, Viridiplantae, Streptophyta, Magnoliopsida, Lamiales, Oleaceae. The record is from RefSeq and is a predicted model, not a curated record. The transcript is spliced from 7 exons. The coding region runs from base 282 to 1418 and encodes 378 amino acids.
AUACGUACAAAUCUGCAUCUAUCGGUAUAUACUUUGAUUUUCAAACACAAGCCCAGACAUAUAGAUACACAUAUAGAUCCCUGUAUCUAUACGGUACUGUAAAGAAUUCACACAUAUUAUAAUUGGAUCCAAACUAUACGGUUGAGCAAAUUCCACCUAAUCUAUGGAAAAUCCCUGAUAUAGAAAAGGGAAAUUCUUCGCAACCCGUCUAAAUCCCACAUAUUUAUAUAGCUAUAUAGCAUAUAGGUAAUAUAUAAGAGUGGUUCUAUAUUUGUAUAUAGAUGGGGGCGGUGACGUCGUCUAUGGCGGCGAAGUUUGCGUUCUUUCCGCCGAAUCCGCCGUCGUACGGGGUAGUGGCGGAAGAGGGGACGGGCAAACUGAGGAUGACUGGGGUGGCGAAGAAGGAUAACGUUGAUGUAUUAAAAGUGAAGACGAAGAGGGGGAACGAGAUCGUUGCUAUGUACGUGAAGAAUCCAGUGGCGAAGCUGACGAUGCUAUACUCCCACGGCAACGCCGCCGAUCUGGGUCAGAUGUAUGAUCUUUUCAGCGAGCUCAGCAUUCACCUUCGAGUCAACAUGAUGGGGUAUGAUUACUCAGGCUAUGGACAGUCGACCGGAAAGCCAAGUGAACAGAACACAUAUGCGGAUAUAGAAGCUGUAUAUAACUGUCUUCAAGAGAGUUAUGGACUGAAAGAAGAAGAUAUAAUUUUAUAUGGGCAAUCUGUUGGGAGUGGGCCCACUUUGGAUUUGGCAUCCCGUUUGUCUAGAUUAAGGGCUGCGGUCCUUCACAGUCCAAUCAUGUCUGGUCUUCGAGUAAUGUAUCCAGUUAAACGGACAUACUGGUUUGACAUUUAUAAGAAUAUUGACAAAAUCCCAUUGGUUCAAUGUCCUGUCUUAGUUAUUCAUGGUACUGCAGAUGACGUUGUAGAUUGCUCCCACGGGAAGCAGCUCUGGGAGCUGUGCAAAGAGAAGUACGAGCCCUUGUGGGUUCAAGGUGGCAAUCAUUGUGACCUGGAACUUUACCCAGAAUAUAUUAAGCAUUUAAAGAAGUUUAUAAUAGCAAUUGAAAAAUCAGCACAUUUGAUAAAUGAAUCAAUGCCAUCUACAAAUCAGACAGAAAAUACGCGAAACAGCGUAGAUUGCCAACCUAGAGAAAGCACAUAUCAGAGAGAAAAGUCUAGAUCGAGCACUGAUCAAAGAGAAAAACCUAGAGCAAGCAUAGAUCAAAGAGAGAAAUCCGUAACCAGCAUUGAUAGGAGAGAAAAAUCGAGAAAGAGUAUGGAUUAUGCUGAGAAAGCAAAUAACAAUGCUGAACAGCCAGAGAAAGCAAGGAACAGCAUAGAUCGCUUUGGAGUUAUUAUGAGAUCAGCAGUUUUGUGCAAUAUCGACUGUUUCAAGCCUGUGGGGGCAAAGGUCUGAGGAUGGAUCAAAGUUAUGUUGAAGGCAUUCUUGUAUCCCCAAUUCGUGGUUGCUAAGUUCGUUAUCCAAGCUACAUCUGCUGAAAUAAUCAUCUUUUCAAGAAGGGUCAAAAAUGUAAUUUUGAAUUUUGAUUUGGUUCAUGCGUCCAUGGCGUCAUCCAUAGCUCAGCUUGCCAGACUGCUCUCUUUGCACAACAGGAGCAGAAACACGUUAUUCCAAACCUUAGACAAAUCUCUGAAUCAUCGUACGUUCUUUCGAGUUUCUCAAAUUUGUGAAGGAACCACUUCGGCAUACAGAUUUGGGUUUCUAAUUUGAUUAUUGCGACGAAUUUCUACCCCCAUCUCCCCAGAGAGGUUUGGUUCAUGUAUGAAAGAUAAUUAUUGCUUAUGAUAUUUUUGAUUUUCCGUCUGGCAUGACCAUUUGUGGUAUCAUUUAGGGUGUAUUUUGAUUUGUGUCCUGACGGUUGAUGUCCUAAUAGUCAUUAUGUUGGCAGAAA